Melopsittacus undulatus (budgerigar) is the source of this 7330-nucleotide messenger RNA. It is a transcript of the gene RO60, whose product is annotated as Ro60, Y RNA binding protein. Gene Ontology annotation, cellular component: ribonucleoprotein complex. The record is from RefSeq and is a predicted model, not a curated record. NCBI's taxonomy places the organism in Eukaryota, Metazoa, Chordata, Aves, Psittaciformes, Psittaculidae. The transcript is spliced from 9 exons. Gene Ontology annotation, molecular function: RNA binding. The coding region runs from base 525 to 2135 and encodes 536 amino acids.
GGAAGUGGAGGUUGGAAUUGGAUCCGGGUCAGCCGCUCGUUGCCGGCAGUGGUAGGGCCCCUGGAGGAGCCACAUCACCUCGUGCCGCGCCUUCACCCUGUGGCUCUGCUCCUGUGGCGGCGGAUGGGCGGCGGGUAGAAGGAAUCCCCUACGCCGCGGAAGGAGACGGUUCCGGGUCGGCGUCGCGGCUCCAUCCGGGCACUGGGGUGCGGCCGUCGGGGGCGGUGGGCGCGGCCCCAUCCGGGUCCCGGGGAUGCUGUCAGGGCGCCGGUGGGGAGGGAUCGGGCUGUGGGUAACGCGGAGCUGUCGGUGGCCGGAGCGACUCGCCCUGUCUGUGCCCAGCGCCCGGAAAAGGUUUUUGCCGCCGCUCUCCGUCCCCGGCGCCCUUCUCCUCGCCCGGCCCCCGCCGCAGCUCCCUGGGGCUGCGCUACUGCUCGGCGGAGGAAGCUGCGCUGGCUUGCGCGAGUCCUGCCCCGCGGCCCCUGCGAGGCCGCGUCCUCUCAGACUUCUUGGAAGUGUAGACAAUGGAGGACGAGGAAAAACAACUCCUGAAUGAAAAGCAGGUGCCAAACUCUGAGAGUGAUUAUGUGUGGCAUGUCACCGAUAUGAAUCGACUCCAGCGUUUCUUAUGUUUUGGUUCAGAAGGUGGUACUUAUUACAUCAAGGAGCAGAAGCUGGGCUAUGGAGAUGCAGAAGCUUUAGUAAGACUGAUUGAAGAGGGUAGAGGUUGUGAAGUUGUUCAAGAAAUAAAGACCUUCAGUCAAGAAGGCAGAGCAGCAAAACAGGAGCCCCUACUUUUUGCUCUUGCAAUUUGCUCACAGUGUUCUGAUGCAAAAACAAAACAAGCAGCAUUUAAAGCUGUUCCUGAGGUGUGUUGCAUACCAACCCAUCUCUUUACUUUCAUCCAAUUUAAAAAAGAUCUGAAGAAGGGCAUGAAAUGUGGUAUUUGGGGCCGUGGACUGAGGAAAGCUGUUGCAGAUUGGUACAAUGGAAAAAAUGGCAUGGCUGUUGCUUUAGCAGUUACAAAAUAUAAGCAAAGAAGUGGUUGGUCUCAUAAAGAUCUUCUGAGGUUGUCCCACCUAAAACCUGCCAGUGAAGGAAUUGGUAUAGUCACUAAAUAUAUUACCAAAGGGUGGAAAGAUGUCCAAGAAGCUUAUAAAGACAAAGCAGUUUCUGCUGAGACUGAAAAACUCUUAAAGUAUCUGGAAGCUGUGGAGAAAGUAAAACGCACAAAAGAUGAAUUGGAAGUUACUCAUUUAAUAGAGGAAUAUGGUCUAGUCAGAGAACAUCUCCUGACAAACCACCUGAAAUCUAAAGAGGUUUGGAAGGCAUUGCUGAAGGAAAUGUCCAUUUCUGUAUUGCUGAGAAAUUUAGGAAAGUUGACAGCAAAUUCAGUGCUUGAACCACGAGGUUCAGAAGUGGCAAUAGUAUGUGAAAGACUGAGAAAUGAGAAGCUGCUAAAAAAGGGUAGAAUACAUCCAUUCCAUGUCUUGGUUGCAUUAGAAAGCUAUAAAACUGGGCAUGGAAGCAGAGGAAAGCUUUGGUGGCGUCCUGAUGAAGACAUUUUAGAAGCCUUAGAUGCCUCGUUUUACAAAACAUUCCAGACGGUUGAACCAACAGGAAAACGCUUCUUACUUGCAAUUGAUGUCAGUGCAUCAAUGACACAAAAAGUUUUGGGCAGUGUACUCAAUGCUAGCACAGUUGCAGCAGCAAUGUGUAUGGUUGUGGCACGUACUGAGAAGGAUUCCCAUAUAGUCGCCUUUUCGCAUGAAAUGGUGCCCUGUCCAGUGACGACUGAUAUGACGUUGCCUCAAGUAUUAGUGAAAAUGUAUGAAAUUCCAGUGGGUACCACUGAUUGUUCCCUUCCAAUGAUAUGGGCUCAAAAAACACAGACAGCUGCUGAUGUCUUCAUUGUAUUUACCGAUAACGAGACUUUUGCUGGAAAUAUGCAUCCUGCAACAGCUCUUAAAGAGUACAGAGAGAAAAUGGGUAUUCCUGCUAAGCUGAUUAUUUGUGGAAUGACCUCAAAUGGCUUUACGAUUGCUGAUCCAGAUGACAGAGGCAUGUUGGAUAUAUGUGGCUUUGAUACAGGAGCUCUUGAUGUUAUUCGUAACUUCGCUUUGGAUUUGAUCUAAUUUUUUAGGCAUCUGCUCUUCCCUGUGGGUUCAUUGCUGGCAACAGACUGCUCCCUGGGAACUCUCAGCCAAAUAUACUUCUUUAGAAUAUGGCACAUUAUAUACAUAUGAGAAUGUUACCUUUUUGUGAAGGGAAAACAAGAAAAGCAGAUGAGAAAUCUCUUUUUUUUGUUGUUUUUCUCUGUUGCACAGAAUUUAAAGUAACAGUGGGAAGUUUGCUAAAAGUAGCUACAGGGUUACACAAUAUAUAAAUUAAUUUCAUUUAUGAUAGAUUAUAAGUACUGAGAGAUUUUUUUAUUCCCCCCUACCCGCUUCCAGCCUCACCCCUCCCUUUGCCCCUUGCUGUGGAAUGGCUUGUUUGCAAGAAGAUACUGAAUUACUGUUAGGAUGGGGCAGAAAAACAAAAAGUGGGGUUAGUGCUUUUAGUAAUGUCAGUUUAACAGCAACUUCACUGACAGGGAUUUUUCUUUGGUCUGUUUUGUCUGUCUUUGUGUUUUAAACGAAUUACCAAGUUUUGACAGUUUCCAUUGUUACACUUCAGAUCUACAAAAGUAUUUUCUGGCACAUAUGAGACCAUGUGACUGUGACGCAGUAUAAAAGUUGUCCAGUGAAAUUUUAUACUGAUGAAACUGAAAGUGGAAGAGUUUAUGCUAAUCUUUUUCUAUCUAGAUUAUCAUCCUAGUUUUCAGGAGUAAAGUGUAAUUCUCUUUAGGUAAAUUGAGGUGUGGUUUCAGAAGCACUAUUUUUAAAUUAAUAUGAUUUACAGGAAGUUCUAAAAACUUACUAGAAAAAGACCCUGGAAAUGGCUUAGAAGCUACAUUCAGUCCAUGUUACAACUUCAGGAAGUAACAGUACACUUUCAGUGAGAAAGAUCAACAACUGCAUGUGUCUUGGACUGCUCUUGAAAGCUGAAUGGUAACAACCAGAAACAAAAAGCUACAUUUUUUCCAAGACAAUGUAUUCAAUGAUACAGAAAAAAUCUUCCAAACAGGAGAGUAUUUCAUUUUUUGAAACCUUUUUGUAGAUUACUAUCACUUCUGGUUUUUUUAAACUAAUUCAAGCUAACAUUUUUCAAAACUACCUCCAGUUUAUAGUGACCAAUUCUUAAAAACUUUUAUGAAAUGUACAGCUGCUUCUUUCAUAUUCUUAGAGUCUUGUUUGGGAAGUGAUUGAAACUGGAUUUUUUUUUAUUUUAUUUCUUUUUUUUUAGUUUAAUACAAUGUGAGUAAGUAAGGAUAAAGCUAGUGAAAAACUUACCACUUUGGAACAGGAAUUAAUAGCAUUGUGUUUGUAUAUGUAUAUAAUUCUCUGUGGUUUUAUAUGUGUGUGUAUAGGGGGGAAGAUGAAAGAUCUCUUUAGUAUGUCACAAUCUUAGAAGAUGGGAAAGGUUUUUAGUGAUGCUUUUACAACUUUCCCUAAGACAUACGGAUGUCAACCUCUUAUGCUAAUUCUGGCUGUUUUAAACAGUGAAUUUGAUGUUAAUUUGCGAAUAAUUAUGAUUUAUGAAAAUAACCCAAUUGUGGUAAAUGACAUGUAAGACCAUAUUUUUCUGCCUAAAACCCAAGCUUUUAAAUGUAAAAUUCAAGUUCAUAUUAUACUUUUGAUACUUGUAACACUUUUAAUUAUGCCUCACACAUACUGAUUAUAAAUUCAAAGCUCGCAUUCUGUAGGAUGGAUAUCCUUUUUGGUGCUCAAAUGUGGGCUUACAUGUUACUGAAGGUAUUCUGCUAAAUACACGCUACCUUAAUAAAUAAAUCAUUGAGGGAAGUCUUUUCUAACAUUAAAACCAUGGUUUAAAGAACUGAUGGUAGGAACGUUACCUUUCAGUGGACUUAAGAAUUAUCACUGCUCUUAUGACACAGCUUGACAAAUACAGGACUGCCACCACCUUGUCAGGUGACAUCAAGAAAAACGAGUGUUCCUGAAAAAAGCUGAGACAUAACACUAUGAGUCUGAAGAUUAGCCAUUUCUUAUGAAAAAAUUCGUAACCACUUUUAGUAUCCUUUCUAAAUAAACACCCUGAAUACGGGAAGUAAACUUGUUUGGUCAAUACAUGUCAAUAAUUAUUCUAAGUAAAUGUGCUGAUGUUUUGGGGUUGGAUUUGGUAGGAGUGUGUUUGAAAUUACACAAUAGUCAAACAUCUGAUAAGGUGUUCCCUUCCAAGCUAGAAAUGUUGAAAAUAGCAUAGAUAAGUAUCUUUUGCAAGUACUUUUUUGUUGUUUUGAGUAGUAUUUGUGAAGUCAUAGGAAAUAUUUUGGAUUAAAUAUAAAAAUAAAACUUAAAACAGGUAUUUCAAGUAACUUUGUGCACUUAAUUGCAUAAAUUUACUGGAAGCAAAAGCUUAGUUACUAACAGAUUGAAUGAACAGUUACAGUAGUGUUGUAUUUUUGAAAGCAGUCCAGUUGAAAAUACAAUUCCUUGAACUAGAGCGUAAGUUGAGAUGAACUUUGCAGUAGAACUGAUAGAAAAUGUAGUUCCCUGUAUUUGUUGAAACUGAAUAGCUAUGCACCCUGUUAAAGACGGUCAUCUGUGCUGGAGUACAUAAUAUGCUCCUAAAUAUUUACUGUAUCUUUGUAUUAAAAAAUCGUAGAAUAUUCUGAGUGGCUUGGUUAUCUCAUGUAGAACUAGCACCAGUGAGAUCUUGUUGUCAUCUACUUCUCCUUUAAGAUUUUCAGAGAGAGAAAACUGAAGUAAAUGCUGACAGCUGAAACUUUAUAGUGUGCUGACAUUUGUUUCUACUGGUUUUGGUUUGGUUUCAUUGUUAUCUUGCAAUAAGGAUUAUAGAAGAAAGAUGAUGUGUAUUCCUUUUUCCGUAGACUGGUUCUUUUUUAUCUGCCUAUAUACUGAAUUUUAGGGAAUUCCAUGACGCAUUUGCCAUAACACAAAUUAGUCAUGAUUUUAGUCUUCAGUUAUUGGACUGGUAAUUGAUAAUUUCUAAAAUGAUAUCUGGCCAUAUAAAAAGGCAGUAAUUAUUGUAAUGCUUUUAAAAAGAGAGAGAGAGAGCAGUAAAACAAAGUUGCUGAGCUCAAGCAUUAGUUCAGUGUAUAAUAACUAACCUACCCUUUCACCAGAGGAGACACGGACUCUUUCAGGUUAAUAGUGUUGUUUGCAUUCGAGGAACACCUUGACUAACAAAGCAAAAUUGAGGCUAUAAUUGUGCACUGCAGUUUGCCAGUAAAAACUGAACAGGAACAAGUUUAAAAAUUGUUCAUUUUACUGCAAACCUUAAUUAAAAAAAAGGUCUAAAUACAGAGUGUAACAGUAGAAUGGGUGAAUGCAGGUUUCCUGAUACCUGGCAGAUCUAAUAGGCUUGCAGUUUGACUGCCGUUUCACUGUGACACCCUUAACAAUUCUUAAGUAUUAGACUGUUAUGUCUAAGACUGUAAUGUUCUAGCACUUUAGCUUUAAGAAAGAAGACCAGUGCCUGGUUUGAAGCACAGCAGAGGUAAAAGGUUCUUAUCUUAAGAAGGGCUGUAACGAAUGAACAUAAAAGAUAGGUUUCUUCAUGGAAGGGAUACAGUCAAGAAUGUGGAGAGGGCAGAAGAAGCACUCAAGAUUUCUUAAAAAAACCAUGCAAUGCAUACAUCAGCAUUGUAUAAUAAAUUGAAUAAAGAUGGGAAUAAUUUUUCAAAGAAAUAAAAUUUCAUGUCAGGAAUUUUUGACCUACAGCAAGGAGUGUUUGGGAUACUUGUGGAACUAGCGCAUGCACAGUAUGGGGUCCUUACCUACAAUCCUGUGUUUACAAACAGGGUUAUCUAAAAGUAGGUGUAGACUUGAAGUCAGCAGGACCAGUCUAAGUGCCCAGUAUGUGAGGGCCACUAAUAACUGUCCCUAACACACCUUGCUGCUUAAAACCACUGUCAAAUCUGUUGGUUAAAUGUGAAUCAUUAGGGGGGUUAUGUUUUUCAUUGUUGUUGUUUGUGGACCAUAAAUGACUAUGCCUUUAAAAGGCUAUUCAACGAAAUAUAUGCUCUUGGCUUAUAAAAUACACCAGCAUUUUUGGAAAUGUAUUUUAAUAAAGUCUCUAUCUGUAAAAACACUAGGAGAAUAUUUUUCUCUGUUGCAAAAUGCUGUGCUGCUUAAUCAUGUACCUGGCUCAGCCACCAUACCAGAAGCAUUUGCAUCAGUUCCAUUUAGUGUGUUUCUUGUGUUAUUUUUUUGCUUCGCCCUUCAUUUUGUCUGCUAAGGUUGGCUUUUUUCCUCCUUUCCCAUCUCCUUGUUGCCCCAGGCCUACACAUGAAUCUCUCUUCACAUACAAGAUGUUGUACAUUUUCUUUUGCCUUUCUUCUUCCACAGCCUUGCUGUCAUUGACCAUGCUGAGCUAAGUAAGUUACACCAGAACCUAUGUCAUAGUAUUUAUCUUACUUAAAAAAAAAUUAGAUAAAUCUAUUAAUGUCUAAUAAAACAUUUAAUUUGCUGUAUCUUUAGAUUUUUGGUAAAACGUGUAAAGAUCAGUAACAAAAGUAUACUUUGGUUAUUUGCGGGAAUCCAACAUCUGCCUGUGAAUGGCUUUAUUUUUAUGAAGUAACCACUUACAAUCGGCUUUUCAAAUUUAAAGCUUUUUUCUAGAGUUAGUUCCAUUCUGUUAUAUGCAGAAUUAGGGAAACAUUGCAAUUAAUAUUGCAGAUAAAUAGGCAGCUUCUUUGCAGUAAAAGAGAAAAUCUUCAACAGUGGGCUGUAGAAGUAAACCAAGGGAAAGAAUCACUUGUCUUGCUUUUGCUUUUCAUCUUUUUUUUUUUUUAAGCAUUUACUUAGUUUAUGGGGUUGUUUUGCUACUUGCUAUAGCUCACAGUAGACAAACACACUGGAAGUAAGAUGGUUUAAUAACUUUAUUGCUGGGAUUUAUGUUAUGGUCCAGUACAGUGUACAGAUUUGCUGAGUCAGAGUUACAAGGGGAAAAGUAAAACACAAGGACAGUGGUGCUCUGAGCUAAGAUGUAAGAUCAGCUAAUUUCAGCAGACAGUUUGGUGUCUUUAAAUACGUGCUUACAUUGGGAUUUAUAAUUUUGAUACUGUAAGGUGUGGUUUCUUUAGGUAUUCAUUCUGAGUUUAAAUACAUAUAUUUGCAUUUAUACGUGGUAUAUUGAGAAUUUUGCGAAUGUUUCAUUAACAAAUAAUGAAUAUAAAUACCUGUUUUCCUAAUGUUACAAGCUUCCUAAGCACAACUAGUUACAAAUAAAACGUUUUUCCUCUUAC